AUGGAGAGUCUACCUCAAGAAUACUUUACUUGUUGGAGAUGCAAAGUAAAGUUUAUAGAUUUGAACAGAUUGAAACAUCAUUAUCAUACUGAUUGGCACAGGUAUAAUAUGAGUACAGUGACAAAUGGAUUGGCUUCGAUCACACUUGAAGAUUUUGAAAAGAAAGAAGCAAUGUAUCGUGAAAUUAGUUCAACCCAGACUAAGCAAAAACAAAUUUGUGAAGUUUGCCGGAAAAAAUUCAACAAUCAGAAACAAUACGAGAAUCACUUGGCCUCGAAAACUCAUAAAAAGAAGUUGGAGCAAAAAGAUACAACUAUAACUUAUACCAAAAAAUCAUCAAGCAUACAAGAUAUAUCCAAUAAGAAUAUAGAUGACUGUCUGAAUAUUGAAACAGAUUCGGAUGUAGAAUCUGUAGAUUCAGACGAAUGGUUCGAGGACUCGAAGUAUCAAAUUACCUAUGAAUAUUGCUUAUUCUGUGAUUAUCAUAAUAAAUCCAUAGAGUGUAUUAUGAUACACAUGGAGAAAAAACAUUCGUUUUUCGUACCUUACCUUGAAUACUGCAUUGAUCUAGGUGGCCUGUUAAAAUACUUGGAACAUAAGAUAUGUACUGAAUUCAAAUGUAUUUGGUGUAAUGAUUCAGGAAGAAAGAUGCAAAGUAAAGAAGCAGUAAGGAUGCAUAUGAUCGACAAGGGCCACUGUAAAAUGUUGUUUGAAGAGAAGAUGAUGCACGAGUAUUCAUCUUUCUAUAAUUACUUAUCCAGUUAUCCAGAUGCUGAGAGUGCCGAUCCAGAUGAAGAAUUAUCAGAUGUAGAUGUUUUAGACGACGAGGGUUACGUGAUGAAGCUACCAUCUGGCAAGUUGAUAGCCCACCGUGAUUUGGCGCAUUACUAUAAACAGAAUUUAUCCAACGAAGUGGCAUGUAUAAUAAAGGAAAAGGAGUAUCCUUAUUCCUGGCGCAAGGAGUUGCAAAAGCAUGCAUCGGUUGGGUCUAUGGAAAAAAGACUUCACGCUGCCCGAAUUACAGCAAAAGAUAAUCAAAACUUUCAGCGAGUUCAAGCCAAACACUUAUUGCAGCUGCAAGUCAAACAAAACAACUUGCAGAAGCAUUUUAGACGACAAACGGACUUUUAAUUAUACCUACAAUAACUAAGGGGGCGUCAGAUAGCUGUUUCCUGAUCCUUACUCGUAGAUUUCGAGCUAACAUGCUCGACUCGUGAUUUUUCGCUCCAGAUCGAUCCCAGGCCCAUAUAUCGCGAUUUUUCCGCGCGAUUUAUAUAGGAAGGCCAUUGUAAAAAUUGUACAAGGACUUAAAGUAAUAAAAAAAGAAAAAGAAACUUUAUAUACGAGUUUAUGAUCUAUAGUUUAAAAAGUAUAUGUGUUGUAUAACUUGAAAGGAUAGAGAUUGAAGGCACUCAUUUAUCGUCACCUGGCGAUACACGGCAAAAA
Messenger RNA from Cyphomyrmex costatus, 1446 nucleotides. RefSeq names its product zinc finger protein 622. Lineage: Eukaryota; Metazoa; Arthropoda; Insecta; Hymenoptera; Formicidae. The transcript is spliced from 2 exons. Gene Ontology annotation, cellular component: preribosome, large subunit precursor. Bases 1 to 1131 code for a protein of 376 amino acids. Gene Ontology annotation, biological process: ribosomal large subunit biogenesis. The record is from RefSeq and is a predicted model, not a curated record. Gene Ontology annotation, molecular function: nucleic acid binding; zinc ion binding.